CAGUCAAACCCUCCAUUUGAAACCACGUGCUGUUAAAAUCCGGAACAAUAACAGCUGUAAGUUCUGAUCCUGAACAUGAAGAGUUUGAGCAGCAGAACUUCUGGAACUUGAGGCAAAAUGAUCGCGGCUCUGCUGUCCGUGUCGCUUCCCUUCCUGCUCUGUGUUGUCCUGGCGAACAGCGACCUGUUCGGGUCGGUUCGGGUGGACCUGGACUAUGACCACUACGCAGAGAAGCGGGUCGAGUCUCUGCCUGCGUUCCUGGCGAUGCCGUGUAACUGUGUGGUGAACGUGGGUUACGUCUGCGUGGGUCUGUACUGGCUGCUGUGGAACCGAGGAAGCACCGAACCCGAACGGAGCCGCUACAUGAGGCAGGUGUUCGCUCUCAUGGCUGUGUUUUACGCGCCGGUGCAGUGGACGCGCCUGACGGUGCUGCGGCGCGCUCCCGCCGUGCUCGACCAGUGGCUCACGUUACCGAUCUUCGGGUGGGUCCCGGUGUGGAUCCGGUACAUCGAGCAGCCUCCGGGCCGGUGGAGCGGCGCGCACGGCGCCGCGCUGGAGCUGUGCUCGCUGCUCAGCUACGGACUGACGCUGCUGCACCCGCUGGGCUUCGAGGUGGCUCUGGGCGGACACGUGGCCCUGGCGGUACACGGGGCGGUUCGGCUGCAGCUGAAGCACGGGGACCGUCAAACCCGCACGGUUCUGCUGCUGGCGGUGCUGUCCUGUGCGGGCUUCGUGGUGCUCAAGCUGCUGGAUCACCAGCUCGCCCGGUACCGGCUGUUCCAGCGGUUCACCGGACACUUCUGGUCCAAAGUGUGCGAUGUGCUGCAGUUCCACUUGAGCUUCUGCUUCCUGACGGCCCUGACGCGGCGGGUCCGGGACAAAACUGCAGCCCAGCAAGACUGACGAAGCCGGAUCAAGUGUGGACGAGUGGCGGCCAGGUGAUCCAGGUGGAAGCACGUGACCUGAGCAUGCAGCACAGGUGUUCAGCUUCACGCGCUGCUUUGUGGUGGCAAACUGUUGUCAUCAGUAAACAUGUGAUUGUCAAACUCAUCCUGAGAUUUUGUCAUUUUACUGUCAUUUUUAAUUUGUUUCAUUAAUGCCUGAAAAUAAUGUUUUUGUGCAGAUUUCUAAAAUCCGCAGAUGUCAGAGUUUCCGAGAUUCAUCUGAAAACAAGCAAAGUGCUGUUUACUCUGAUUUGCUUCCUGUAGUUUUAUUUCUGUUCUGCUCAGGUGUGUCCAGCCCUCGUCUGUUGAUUUCAUUUCAUUUCAGGUUCACUUCAGGCUAACUGUUGCUUCGUCAUCAGCUCCUUAACUAGACGCUGUCCAGAUGAUUCAUUCACUAUAUAUCGUCCAAGUAGCAACAGAAGAAGAUCACAACCAAAAGCUUCAGUAAAAUGUGGGAGAGAAGAAGAAGAAAAAUACAAAUAUUACUGUGCUGCACCUGUUUCUAGUUUACAGGUGAAACUAAAGGCUGAUCCACAACUGCUCAUAUUCUGUCUUGUCGGGUCCAAACGUAAUCAUUUGUGAAUGUUGAGCUAAUUUUUGUUCCCGACCAAAGCCUCGGCACUCACAUGAUGCGGUUAACGAGUUAAUAUCUCGCCAGAUUCAGUCAGUAAAUGUCAGGAUUUGAAUGUAAAUGAUGUUACGUUUCUUUACAGCAGAGAAUAAAAUAAAAUAUUUUGAGCUUGA
Stegastes partitus (bicolor damselfish) is the source of this 1688-nucleotide messenger RNA. RefSeq names its product transmembrane protein 187 (gene tmem187). The record is from RefSeq and is a predicted model, not a curated record. The coding region runs from base 118 to 903 and encodes 261 amino acids. Gene Ontology annotation, cellular component: transport vesicle. The transcript has a single exon. NCBI's taxonomy places the organism in Eukaryota, Metazoa, Chordata, Actinopteri, Pomacentridae.